GAAAAUAUUACCCCGCACUAGCUAAUAAAUGAUCGAAAUCUGAGCGAUUGGCGAAGGGAAUUAAUUUCCUGGCGACAUAUUCUAUUUUGCGCAAUCGUUGUUAAGAAUCGCGAAGAUGGCACCACAAGAGUAAAUCCGGAAGCUAACGAUAUCUCGUUAUGAUUCCAUCGACAAUUAUUUACCUCCGAUGUAACGGUACACGAUGUUUAAAUUUACGUGCGAAUAGAUAUAAAAAGAUGAUACUACGCUCAGGUUAUACUUACCAACCCUCCAUGAUGUUUAUUGAGUUCAACCCUACUACGUACCAGGUAUUGCUCUUGUCUUUGCAAUGAAGUCCAUUCGGUGGAUUUCCGUACUAAUUUCGCUCGCCACAAGCGUUGCCUCACUUCCUAAGGCCGACCAGGUAGGAGUUACAACUUAUGAUGGAUAUAAGGUAUUCCGAAUAAACACGCAUGCGCGACCGUCUAUCAUACAAGAAAAGCUCUCGAAUAUCACCUAUGAGCAAUGGAAUCACGAUGUAUACAAACACAUUGAUAUUCUCGUUUCUCCUGACCAGAUCACACGUUUCGAAUCACUUGAACUUGACUACAAAGUCAUGCAUGAGAAUCUAGCGGAAUCAAUUGCUGCAGAAUCUGCUACCAAACCCAUAUAUCAGCGACAAGCCGGGAAUCUUUCAUGGUAUGAUUCAUAUCAUGGUUACGACGAUCAUGUUCAAUAUUUCAAGGACUUACAACAAUCAUUUUCAAACAACUCUGAGAUCAUAUCGUCUGGCACUUCAUAUGAGGGAAGAGACCUCUAUGGCCUUCACUUGUGGGGUGCGAGCGGGCCUGGUAAGCCAGCAGUACUUUAUCAUGGAAAUGUACAUGCUAGGGAAUGGAUCACAUCGCCUGUCGUCGAGUACAUAACCCUUCAGCUUAUCAAUGGCUAUAAUAACAAUGACAAUUUCACUCGUUCACUAAUCGAUAGAUACGACUUUUAUAUAAUUCCAUUUGUGAACCCGGACGGAUUCGUGUAUUCUCAAACAUCAGAGCGUCUGUGGCGGAAAAAUCGGCAACCGCCACCUCCCGGAGACAACUUGUCUUGUAUUGGUCGCGAUGUUAACAGAAACUGGGAGUUCGCGUGGGAUUCAAAUUCUCGGGGGGCCUCGACCAACCCCUGCUCUCAGACCUAUAGGGGUGAAGCACCCUCAGAUACCCCAGAGGUUCAGGGUCUAGAUAAACUAGUGCGAGAACUACGUGAUAGAUCCGGCAUCAAACUUUUCAUCGACUGGCACAGCUAUGGGCAAUACAUUCUAUCUCCGUUUGGGUAUAAAGAGACACUGUACGCACCGGAGUUAGGUAAGUGGACCAAAGCGGCAAGCGUGGUGAGCGAAAGUAUUAGGGAUAGUUCGGAUGCCCGCACAACGUUCACCUUUGGUCCUAGCGGUGCCGUGUUGUAUGUUACGACCGGUGCAGCACCAGAUCAUGUAUACAGCAUCGGUGGUGCGGAGUUCUCAUACACCAUCGAACUUCGGGAUACGGGAGAUUAUGGAUUCGUGCUGCCUCCUGAGCAGAUCAGGCCUGCUGCCGAGGAACAGUGGGCUGGUCAGAAAGCUUUACUGGGUCUACUAGACGAGGAAUUCUUCGACGGAAGGGGGCCAGCAUAGCCAUUGUGAUAGUAGGGUUCUAUCUGAGAAGAUCAACAAACGACCAAAAUAUACAAUGCAUACCAGGGGAGAGGACCUAUCACUCACUGAUCAUAAUAAAUAUGACAAUCUCAUCAUAACGAGGAACAAAA
Annulohypoxylon maeteangense is the source of this 1776-nucleotide messenger RNA. RefSeq lists its product as uncharacterized. Gene Ontology annotation, molecular function: zinc ion binding; metallocarboxypeptidase activity. The record is from RefSeq and is a predicted model, not a curated record. Gene Ontology annotation, biological process: proteolysis. Lineage: Eukaryota; Fungi; Ascomycota; Sordariomycetes; Xylariales; Hypoxylaceae. Bases 329 to 1645 code for a protein of 438 amino acids. The transcript has 4 exons.